CCCUCCUCCGUCCGGGACUGGGCUUCGAAAACAAGUGAACACGGCCUGUUCUCAUUCGACCAACAUUGGACAUCGCAAGGUACCGGAUGCAAUGUCUGUACCUUUGGUCGUCAAUGUACGGAUACAUUGCGACAACUGCUCUCCUCUUUCCUCUGUCUCUUCCGCACCACCCUGAUGAGCGAACAUUGUACAAUCACCCCUACGUACCUUAUCCGUGGGGAAGUCAUCUUCCUUCAACUUUGCUCUUCCUUGCUCGUGGGACAUCGCAUUGCAUGCACCACCUCACGCAGCACAAUUACACGGCACGAUUGCUUCCAGAGUUCCACACCACAUGUUUCUCCCUCUCCCUCUCUCUCUCUCUCACACACACACACACACUCUCUCUCUCUUUCUCUCUCUCUUUCUCUCUUUUUGCCUUUGUAUCUUUUGUAUUCACCCGUCUCUGGUCCUACGAUCUGCAUAGUACAUCCCAUCAUACACCCUCCUCCUCCUCUUUUCCUUUUUCCAUUGCGGAAGCUCUCAUAUUAUGCGUCAAAUCGAACUCAGGCUUUCCUGGCAGGGAAUCAUUUUAGCGGAGGUUCGGGAUCGACGCCGCCAAUGCCUCUACUGUGUAGGCUGUCUUCUGCGGAUAUCUCCUUGAACUCUUUUUUUUGGGCUUCAAAUAGUUUUGACGUCACCUCCGGACGACGGAAGAGGAAACAGAACUGCGGGUGCGGAAAUUCCGCUAGAACGGUUACACUACAAAGUCCAACCGUCAAAGAACCCAGCACAGCCAGCCGCUGCCCCGGCACAAAGUGCGGAUGCUACGUACGGACGGGCUCGGGAGUGCUUGAGAUCCACUUGCCAACCACCGUCCCGAAUCCGCCAGGCUCUCUGUACGGAGUACCUAUGCGUGUCUCACUUCCGCACAAGGGGUUUGUGAUAUCCGUGGUUGAGCUGGAGUAUGCCAUUCCAUUCUUCCGUUCUACCGUUUGUCGGUCAGCCAGAACCGGCCCUUUGUAUUACCGAUACCACUCAGGACGCGGACAGACCGACCUCGCUUCCACAGAUUGCGUACGAGCGUAUCGUUCGUUUCCCGGGGAAGCGGUCGAACGGGAAAUAGGGCGUCCAAACGGUUUAGGGUUCUUCAGUGCAGCUUCUGGCACGUCCACGUGGCUUCCGGCAGAGCGAACGGACAACCGCCUGGCAUCGCACUUCUCUGCGACUUCUCUCUUUCAGCAUGGUCGCCCGUUUCACGGGGGCCUCGAACGCUGCCCAUCCCGGCCGUGACGAGUUACAUGUUGCCGUCAAAAACGUGGGCAGCGUUGUAUCGUCCAUCAAAGUGUCAGGAGAGGAAUCGUCUGCUGGGCGCCCGCUGCUGGGACGGUUCCGCAAACUGGAACAUAACACACACCCUACUAUGGGGGAGGGGGAAGGGGACAAAAGGGACGAGGGGAGCAUCAGCAAGAGGAGGGGGACUGCAUCGUCACCCAC
This is a messenger RNA of Colletotrichum godetiae, 1473 nucleotides long. RefSeq lists its product as uncharacterized. NCBI's taxonomy places the organism in Eukaryota, Fungi, Ascomycota, Sordariomycetes, Glomerellales, Glomerellaceae. The coding region runs from base 175 to 1269 and encodes 364 amino acids. The record is from RefSeq and is a predicted model, not a curated record. The transcript has a single exon.